Dimorphilus gyrociliatus is the source of this 1235-nucleotide messenger RNA. The record is from the annotation of a GenBank genome assembly. Lineage: Eukaryota; Metazoa; Annelida; Polychaeta; Dinophilidae.
AUAUCGUUGUUUUUUGUUUUUGAUUUUACUAAUUGCAGCCGGUUGAAUUUAAAUAGAGAUAUUAUGUCUGGACCGGAUGUGUUGAAAGGCCCUCCCAAAGCUCCUGUAAGUAAUUAAAUAUAAAUACUGGCUAAUUUUUACACAGAAAAGAUAUCUAUAUAUGGUUAAGGCAACUCUCACUGACUCAUUCGCUCUAUAGCCUCUCAUUGGUCCUUUGAGCCAUGCUCAUUCCCAUUUUUUUACUUUUCUGUUCUUUAUUUUCUUCAUCGAGAAAUCUUAAAAUCGCAAUAGUAGGAAAUGAUACACUUUCAAGUACAUUAUUGAAGAAGCAUUUGAUGGAGAUUGGCGAAGAAUCAGUGGAUCUAUUCGAUUGCGAUGCAAACAGUUUAACUUCAACUUCAGUUCUCAUCGAUUUACGGCUUGAAAACAGAGUAAAUCAAACAAUAGCAUCCCAUCGCAAUCUUCAAUUAUACAUACGCAUAUCGAAGGAUAUUAUCUACGAAAGCAGUGACAGAAAGAGCGUAAAGAGAUGGAAAGAAACGGAUUUAUCUAUCCUCCUUCCAUCUAGUGGAUUCUCAGAUAAUGCAAGAAAAAUACUAAGCAUCGAAAAUUCCCUUGUGAUUCAGAGAAUGAAUGGCGGCAUUCCAUUCGUCCUUUUUAGGGUUCCAGACGUUAUUAGCUCUGAUAAUAAACAGUUGUGGGCCUAUCUUUUGUGGCUCAGAUCGAACAAAGUGAAGCCUGUUACAGUUUCGAAUUCGUGGUUUACCUUCAGUCUAAUCUAUUCAAAAGAUAUUGCAAAGAGCAUCGCUCAAAUAUUAGAUUUGGGAACUUUUAUUAGAGACCAAGCCAUAAACUUAGCUUACAAGCGCUCUUUCAAUUUGCAUAGUAUUCUCAUCGACAUGACUAAGAUCCUAAGGAGAAAAGUAGAUAUACAUAUAGAUGAUAGAGUGACUAAUUUUCUACCGACUAGUAGAAUAGGAACCUUAGAUGUGUGGAAAAUGAAUAGUUUACUAGAUAUCGAAUGCACAGAAUGGAAUACUGCCCUAAGAAUGACUUUAAAUGAAAUGGAAAGUCUAAUGGGUGUUUCAUCACCUGAAAGGGAUAGAGCAAUACAUUUUUCUCUGACAAACAUAUUUGCAGGAUUAGAAGAGAGAUUCUUAGAAGAGAUCGAAACGUAUUAUGCCAUAAAUUUGAACAAGUUUAGACAUUCAUUAAGAUUUAAAACUGAGUUAUAA